Messenger RNA from Sclerotinia sclerotiorum 1980 UF-70, 573 nucleotides. RefSeq lists its product as hypothetical. The transcript is spliced from 4 exons. The coding region runs from base 1 to 573 and encodes 190 amino acids. NCBI's taxonomy places the organism in Eukaryota, Fungi, Ascomycota, Leotiomycetes, Helotiales, Sclerotiniaceae. The record is from RefSeq and is a predicted model, not a curated record.
AUGGCAGCUCCUCCGGAAAAACAUAUUCAUGAUAUCAAUGGAUCUUGGUUACUUAACAAACGUCUAUCGGAUCCUAUUGAACAUAUCCUCCGACUUCAAAACGUGAAUUGGUUUUUACGACGCGGCAUAUGUUUCGCAGAAGUAAUCCUGCAUGCAACGCAGACACAGGAUGAGGAUGGUCUGGCUACACUCACCAUGGAGAGAGUUGCCAGCGUGGGACUCGCAGGCUCGACGGAAAUUAGACCAUUGAAUUGGGAUACGAAAGAAUUUAAAGAUCAUAUAUGGGGGAAUACACGGACACGAAGCAGAUAUAUUCCUACCGCGGACGUAGAAGAAGGAGAGGAUUUCCUCACGUCGGGAUGGCUAGAGGAGACGGCUUUAGGUCUUUGCAUUCAGGAUAAAACGGAAUCGGCAACGGGUUCAUGGUCAAGUGUUACAGUAUGGGGUUUUGAAAUGAUCAAGGAAGAGCGGAGAUUAGCACGACACAUUCUUGUUCGAAAGGGAUAUGAGAUUGCAAUGGCAAAGUUGAUCUAUGACUAUAUCGGACCUCUUUCCGGUGAUCACGGCGCAUAG